Messenger RNA from Sitophilus oryzae (rice weevil), 888 nucleotides. RefSeq lists its product as uncharacterized. The transcript has 6 exons. Bases 240 to 800 code for a protein of 186 amino acids. The record is from RefSeq and is a predicted model, not a curated record. Lineage: Eukaryota; Metazoa; Arthropoda; Insecta; Coleoptera; Curculionidae.
UGUCUAGAAAAAGAAUAAUCAACGAGAGUCAAAGUUAUAAUCUAUGGUUAAUUAUUAGACAGAGACGAAUAAAAAAGUACUAACCUGUGGUACAAAUACAAACAAGUACAGCAAUAGUAAAUAAAUAAUCUAUUAAAUCUGCCUGUAAAUAUUCCAAAAAAGUAAAUAAAUAAGUCUUAGAUAUUAUAUUCCUCUGUGAUUUACGGGUUAAAAAUUGUAAAUACCAGAGAAAAGAAACUAUGGAUAAUAUGGAUGAAGUAAUAGUUUUUAAAGUAGUAACUAAAUUGAGGGAAACUAAGAGAAAAGUCUAUGUAUGUGCCACAUGUAGGUACAUAACGCAGCGUAAGGCAGAUUUAGACAAACACAAGGAAACUCACUUGCCACCGGAACAAAGACAGCUGCUUUCUUGUGAGCACUGUUUCAACAAAUAUAGGUCAAAGCAAGGCUUACAAAAACACCUUUAUAAUAAGCAUAGAAAUCCUGGUUGUACAUCUGUAACUGAAGAAGUGAUACUAGAUUCUUUAAAAAUUGAAAUUGAUGAUCACACUCCACUUAACGACGAGUUUAAAAAUACUGAAUGCCUUUUUGCGACUAAUCAAAUAAAAUCAGAUCUUUUAAAAUUAGAACCUGAUGAUGUCGCUCCGAUUCAGCAUAAAGAUUUGCAUGCUGACUUUAAAAAUGCCGAAAAUGUAUCUGUCGCUAAGAAGGUGAAGUUGGAAGAUUUUAUAAAAAUGGAACCUGACGAUAACUCCCCGUUUCUAGAUGAAGACGCGUUUUUCAAGGACAUUCAAUUUUUUUAAAAAUUUGAAGGAAGGUUGUCGGAUUGAACAAAUGUAAAACAGAAUGGUCGUUUUUUUGCGGUAUAAAUAAAUAUUCCUCUGUCUAAAA